AUGAUGCUGAAGAGGAAGGCGGAGAAAGCCGCGGCUUGCGCCCGGAGCAGCAUGACAGGGUGCGCAUCAAGUGAGGAGGGGGCACCCCGGCCUGCCGCGCGCAAGGCGAAGAGCCACCCCGGCUGGGACCUCACGGACGCGGACGUGAGGGCGUUUCACACUGACGGCGCGCACGCUGCGUGGCCGAGCGGCGGCCCGCGAGCGCCUGGCGAGGACGCGAUCCACGCGUGCGACGACGCGCUGGACAAGCGCGGCCAGCGCGAGGCGCCGCAGCACCAACGCCCAACUUCCAGAUGGGCGCCUGUCUACGCGUCGCCGACGGCGCACUUCUCGCCGCCGGCGAGCUUCACGCAUCACAACAACAACAAGGACUUCGACCUCCGCAAGGCCGUCCUGCUGCGCUGCGCCUCCAGCCGCCUCGCGCCGCCUACCAUCGCCACCAUGGUGCAGGCUGACGCGCUCUUCGGCGACGUCCUCGCGAGCUGCGCGCUCGAGGGCUGCCAGCGCAGCGCGGUGUGCGUCGCCAGCGCGCUCGAGAUCGAGCAAUGCGACGCGCGGCGGCGCAGCAUGUCCUGGGAGGACGAGCAGGGCCUCGCGCCGCCCAACGCGGACCCCAACGUCCUGUAG
Pedinophyceae sp. YPF-701 is the source of this 627-nucleotide messenger RNA. The record is from the annotation of a GenBank genome assembly. Lineage: Eukaryota; Viridiplantae; Chlorophyta; Pedinophyceae.